Molecule: messenger RNA, 2085 nt
Organism: Zymoseptoria tritici IPO323
Lineage: Eukaryota; Fungi; Ascomycota; Dothideomycetes; Mycosphaerellales; Mycosphaerellaceae
Gene: GRR1
Product: ubiquitin ligase complex F-box protein
Exons: 2
Coding region: 1-2085 (694 amino acids)
Biological process (GO): SCF-dependent proteasomal ubiquitin-dependent protein catabolic process
Cellular component (GO): SCF ubiquitin ligase complex
Molecular function (GO): protein binding
Source: RefSeq, a predicted model, not a curated record
AUGUCGCGUUCACGAAAUCUGCUGCGCAGGUCGAGCUCCUCGUCCUCCAGCUCUUCAUCCACAUCUCCGGAGCGCGGCCCAGACGAUGAUAACGACUCCUUCAUGAUUCAAGCAAACGACUCGCAAUCCUCACUCGGUGCGGACAUGUCCGCCGACCUCUCCUACGAUGCUGCCAUGCGGCGAGAAUACGAAGAGCGAUGCCGCGUAUCCCCGGUGCAUAGGCUGCCCGCGGAACUGCUCAUCAGCAUCUUCUCCCGCCUCACAUCGACACGGGACCUUCAGAACUGUCUGCUCGUCUCAAAGGAGUGGGCGAGGAAUAGCGUGGGACUGCUGUGGCACAGACCGGCCAUGAGCAAAUGGGAUAGCAUACACAGCGUCAUGCAGUCGAUCCGGCAGAGCAACAAAUUCUUCGCCUACCAGGACCUGGUCAAGCGAUUGAAUAUGUCCACACUGGCGGGUCAGGUCAGCGACGGAACUCUUAUGGGAAUGUCUGAGUGCAAGCGCAUCGAGCGUUUGACCUUGACGAAUUGCUGCAAACUUACGGACCUGAGCUUGCAGCCUUUGGUGGACGGGAACCGGAGUUUGCUUGCACUCGACGUGACUGGACUGGAUCAACUGACGGACAAAACGAUGAUGGCGGUGGCGGACAAUUGUCUGCGGCUGCAAGGCCUGAAUGUGACGGGAUGCAAGAAGCUCACGGACGCCUCGAUCGUGGCCAUUGCGAGGAACUGCCGCCAUCUGAAACGUCUGAAGUUCAACAACUGCGCUCAGCUGACGGACGCGUCCAUCAUGACUGUCGCGGCCCAUAGCACUCAUCUACUCGAAAUCGAUCUUUAUGGCUUGCAGAAUUUGGAGAGCCCGUCAGUCGCUGCGCUGCUAUCGUCAUGCGGCCAUUUGCGCGAGAUGAGACUGGCACACUGCUCAAGAAUCACCGAUGCUGCUUUCCUGGACAUCCCGAGCAAUCCGGAGGGCCGUCGCUCAUUCGACGCGCUACGGAUUUUAGACCUCACUGACUGCAGCGAGCUGGGAGACAAAGGUGUGGAGAAGAUCGUCCAGAGCUGCCCGCGCCUUCGAAACCUCAUCCUCGCGAAGUGCAGACAGAUCACCGAUCGUGCAGUCAUGGCUAUCACCAAGUUGGGCAAGAACCUACACUACAUCCAUCUCGGACACUGCGCGCGGAUCACAGAUCUUUCGGUCGAGGCCCUCGCUAAGUCGUGCAAUCGCAUUCGCUAUAUCGACUUGGCGUGCUGCAGCAGUCUGACUGACCACAGCGUCAUGAAGCUGGCUGGACUACCCAAGCUGAAGCGAAUCGGACUGGUGAAGUGCGCAGGGAUCACGGACAGGAGCAUCUACAGCUUGGCGAUUGGUGAGGUCAAGAACGGUCGGAAAGUGAACGGCGUCAAUGUCUUGGAGAGAGUACACUUGAGCUAUUGCACUCUUCUCACGCUCGAUGGAAUUCAUGUCCUCCUCAACAACUGCCCGAAGCUCACUCACCUGAGUUUGACGGGUGUCCAAGCAUUCUUGCGAGACGAACUUCUCGCGUUCUGCCGAGAGGCGCCGCCGGAAUUUAAUGAACAUCAGCGGGACGUCUUUUGCGUAUUUUCCGGGAACGGAGUCGCUCGACUCCGCGACUUUCUCAACGAGCAGAAACACCACGCCGCAAACUCAGGAUCAGUCACAUCAUCCGUCGUCGACGACAGCGACAUGAUCGACGCCGACAUGGACGACCAGAACCCUGACUCGGACGGCAGUAACACACCAGUCGUUAACGUCGACGUGCACGGAAACGGACAGUAUCCUCCCGGUGGUACUCCUGUGAUUCCUGGCCCUUCUUCCAACAUUCCUUUCCCACCAGUGCCUCCGAUGCAUCACGGCGCGGAUGAUCACGGCCUUGGUUUCUCUACCCUGAGCCAGAGUGCACCAGCAACGACCGGUGGCAUCAUGUGGGCUGACGACAACCCUCUUAUCGUGCACAGCAACCCAGCACACCAUGUGACGGGCAUGCUUGGUGCAACCAUUCUCGACGAAGGCGACGGCGAUAUGGACGACACGUUUGGCGAAGGAAGCGAUACGAUGGGCGACUAG